AUGGAAAUCAUUACGGAGAGGUUCUACUCGAACCUUUUCCGUUCAUCAACUCCUGUGUCAAGCCCGAUCAUCCCCACUCCACCACCGAUUCUCACUUUCUUCUCCCACAGAAGGUCUACCACAGAUUCUCCUUUCGGAAGUACGAGUCGCUAUCAAGAGCAUGAAUCCGGUGGAAAUCCUCGCAAAGCGUUCUCAUUCACAAGAAAGCUGCAUGACCGAAAUCCAGACCGUGUCGAAGGUCAUAGAGGUUUGCCGGGAAUACCGCCUGCCCCUUUUUUAACCUUCGUCGACUAUGAGAAAGCCUCCCACAGCGUAGAAACGAAUGCAAUACUGUCAGCGCUGGUCGAUCAAGGUGCGUCAUAUGUGAGGAAAUUAGCCAAUUGUCACGAUCGAUGCACCAGUAAGACUAAGACACAGCUUUUCCACCGCCCUCUCACCAUACCCAUUGGAAAGGGGAUACGACAAGGCGAUACUAUAUCGUCGAAGCUGUUCACGGCUGCAUUGCAAUGGAUAAUGAAAUCACUUUCCUGGAAAGAAAGAGGCAUACGUGUUGAUGGAAGAUUUCUUUCGAACCUUCUUUUUGCGGAUGACUUCGUUCUCUUUUCGAGCAGUACCAAUGAAGCAGAAACGAUGCUCAACGAAUUGAACGAAGUAGGGAAGAAAACAGAACUGCGAAUAAACAGGAAGAAGACACAGUUUAUGAAGAACGCCUACUGCGAGGACGGAGUACAACUUGAAGGCUCCCAAAUCGUGGAAACUUUGUUAUACGUAUACUUCGAACGUUCUGUGAACAUUGAAAACUUGAAGGAAGAACUGAAUAGAAGAAUGAGAGCAACAUGA
This is a messenger RNA of Necator americanus (New World hookworm), 840 nucleotides long. RefSeq lists its product as uncharacterized. Lineage: Eukaryota; Metazoa; Nematoda; Chromadorea; Rhabditida; Ancylostomatidae. The transcript has 2 exons. The record is from RefSeq and is a predicted model, not a curated record. The coding region runs from base 1 to 840 and encodes 279 amino acids.